CAUGAAGCAGAGGAAGCAACGAGAGAUCUUGUCGUGUGUGCACUGUCGUCGCAAGAAGAUGAAGUGUGACCGCAAGUCCCCGUGCAAUACUUGCAAGACACGCCUGCUGGUCUGCUCCUACCAUGAGCGACCGACGACAAUCCGGUCUACGCCACGCAGAAGAGCUGAUUCGAAGCAUCCGACGCACUCGCUGUAUACGACUAUCAAGCAAGGCUCAGAGGAUACCACGUUGUCUGACGAUGGGAUGACCGAUGCAGACGGCGAAGCGGAUCUCGAGGAAAUUGGCGACGACGAAGAUGUCCAGACGAUUGACGCGCGCCGUCAGGGCUACACUUUGAACCCGAGACACUACACGUCCGGGUCAAGUGCUUCGGAGUCAAGUGGCAGCAGUGCCAUGUCGUCUGAGUCUACACUUGUGUCACCCACAUUCGAUGUCGGACACUUCUCGUUCGAGUCGCAAAAGGCGACAUUCAACGAUCUUGGUCCGAUAGGAUUCUACAGCAACGAGCUUCUCGAAAACGAGGAACCAUGGCUUACGCCAGCGUGGCCGAUGGCAAUGGAGCCCGGCGCGCUGCCUAUGCAUCUGUCUGACCAUCGUCAGAUGCCAUUGCUGCAUUUCCAGCCGCCACCCGCGUCGUUCGUCACCACAUCCGCCCGCUGGCCGCUCAGAGUCAAUGCUGCCUACACGCCAACGAGCGACUACGCCACCUUUGUAUCGACACCAUCAAUGCAGGAAUGCAUCCCGCUGUCAAGCUUCCCAUAA
Molecule: messenger RNA, 763 nt
Organism: Mixia osmundae IAM 14324
Lineage: Eukaryota; Fungi; Basidiomycota; Mixiomycetes; Mixiales; Mixiaceae
Exons: 3
Biological process (GO): regulation of DNA-templated transcription
Molecular function (GO): zinc ion binding; DNA-binding transcription factor activity, RNA polymerase II-specific
Source: RefSeq, a predicted model, not a curated record